AUGAAGCUCGACCCCUCUGCGACGGGUCUGUCGCUCGUCGCAGAGGUCGCAGCGUUCCUCGUGCGACUAGAUGACGCUGAUUUUGCGUCGUCAUCUUCGUCGUCGUCGUCGCAGGCUUCGAAGAGCUCUGACAACGAUCAUGACGGCGACGCGGCGCGGUUAGAAGUCACGCGGGAAGUGCGCGAGCAGCUCGAGGCCGCGUGGAAUCUCAGCCCCAGCGAUGCCGGGCGCGUCGCCAGGCGGAAACUUGUCAAGGGACAGCGGUUUUUGUCCGCUUCUGCGACGAAGCUGCCAACAGGGGUGGUGGCGGAGGUGGAAACCGAUCUGGGCGGAACCGUGGCGGAAAUGGAUCCUGCAGCGCGGAGGCGGGCGAUGCGGAGGAGGUUGCGCGCAGCCGCGCUCGCGAUGGGCUUGCGGAUGAGCGGAAACGCGCUGGGAAUGGCUGAAGAUUGGCAGGCGGAAGCGGAAGUGGAAUCGGAAGCGGAGGCGGAAGCCGCUUCAGCUUACCCGCGCGUUAAAGGAAGUGGCGGAGCGAGAAGAGGUUCCGCGGGCGGGGGAGCGGCUGAGGGGAUCACGAUGAGCGAGGAGGAGGUGGAUGCGCUGAUUCGUGACUAUGGCGGGGGUGAAACAGCGAUGAACGUUGAUUGGACGCAGCCGCGCUCGUUACUGCCGGCGAAAGAGGAGCUACGAUUGGCCGAACUGAUACAGCGCGGGAAUGAACUGGAGGAGCGAGCUAAGAUUGCUGCAGCCACUGCUAAGCCGUCAGGCUCGGCAGCCGUAGCAGCAGCAACAGCCUCAUCUGGUCGUGAAGUUAAUGCAACUCGUGAGGUUGCUGAGGGCUUCGCAGAUGCGCGUGGGGAUGGGGAAGCAGACGGAUAUGGAGAAGCUGAUGCGAGCAUCGCACAAUCGGAACAACAGCAGCAUGUGCAGCAGCAGCAACAGCAGCGGCAUGUGCUGUCGCAUGCGGAAUGGGCAGUGCUUUGCAAUCUGACUCCCAAGCAGCUGCACCGACAACUGUUCGCCGCUCAGGCUGCCCGAACCAAGCUCGUUCUGCACAACCUUCGCCUCGUGCUAUCCAUCGCUCAAUCGUUCCGCCUCUCCACGGGAGCCGAUUUCGUCGCCAUCUGUCAGCGCGGCCUCGAGGGUCUCACCACAGCUGCCCGCCGCUUUGAUCCCGCCAGGAAGCUGCGCUUCUCCACCUUUGCCACCCACGCUGUCCGCACAGCAAUCAUACGUGCUAUUCCCUCCACUCAGUUCGUGCGCAUGCCUGCUAGGAGCUCCAUGACCCUCAUUUCAGUGCGCAAGGCAAGAGCAGCAGUGGAGAACCGACUAGGCCGUAAGGCCACUGUAGCAGAGGUGGCAGCAGAGGCCGGCCUCUCUGCCGCCCAGUGCCGUGCCGCCCUUGCCGCCCCUCUCGUCACGCGCCCCGUCUCCCUGCACGCCGCGUCGCGGGUCACAGGGCUUGCACUGGAGGACACUAUAGCGAGGGCAGCCCUUGUUGCCGUGCUUGACACGCUACACCCACACGAGGCCACCGUGCUGAGGUGGCGCUUCGGGCUGGGCGGCAAGGACGGCGAGGGCGUGGGGGAGGUCUUAACCCUUCGGCAGAUAGCGGCCAAGAUGGGUCUGUCAUAUGAGAUGGUUCGGCGAUACGAGGCACGGGGCCUGCUGAAGCUGCAGGUGCCGGCACGAGCCCAGGCGCUGCAGGAGAGUCUUCAGGGGGAUUUGUGA
Closterium sp. Naga37s-1 is the source of this 1731-nucleotide messenger RNA. The record is from the annotation of a GenBank genome assembly. Lineage: Eukaryota; Viridiplantae; Streptophyta; Zygnematophyceae; Desmidiales; Closteriaceae.